CUGCAACUCCGAUAUCAUUGGCGAUGACGCGAAGCAGCUUGAAGAAACUCCUUUCGUCAUGGCUGCUUCUGCAGAGAGGGCGGCGUUGUGGCGAUAUCCGAUCCCAUUCCACCACGGCCAGCUAUCAGUUGUCGUGGCAGAAGAUGGCCUGGUGCUGGGGAACCACACCCAAACCGCUGCAACAACGACGUCUCGUGAAAGAACUAAGCCCAUAAUGUCCUUGGAGAGAGAAUCAUUCAGCAUGAUAACCAGGAGCAGUUUCAAAGGUGGCAAUACCGGGCGACGCCUGAGCGGUGUUCCCCCGAAGCUGUUAUCGGCCAUUGUCCUCCCCCAAGAAGUAUAACUGGUUACUGGCAGAUCAUCCAAUCCUCCUGGCCUGACCGCCAAUAGCCAUCUGUAAUGACAACUUUCGAGAUUACAGUAGGAUCCAUAUGGGGCUUGAGUCGGUGUUGCAGCAUUCGGAGAACAUGGUCUUCAGGUUUGUACCUCAGCCUUGCACUGUGUGGCAUCUCCGGUGCCCUCCAACAACACACCUCAUCUCCCCUAAUUUUCAACCUCACGCAAAGCGACAAAGCGAUGCACCUCCGGCGGCCGCCAUUCCCAUCGUGAUAUUUUGAACACAGGAUCACUGUUAACCUGUGCUCUACGCGCCAAGGCCGAUAUCUGGUGCUUCCGUGAACGCCUCAGGGUAUUUAGAUCUCUCACUUUUGGCUGCGCCUCAUUCUCUUCUUCUUCCUUCACCACCUUUCACUCUUCUCUCCAUCCCUUCCAUUCAUCCAUCCCAUUCACACCCUUUACCGUUCAUUCAAAGCCCUUGAACAAUCGUUCUAACACCUCUUCCCCUCUCACAUUCAUUGUGACCGGGCUUCAACAUCAUGUUGCAGGUCGCACUCCUCAUCCACUUGGUGGUGGUCCUUUUGGGCCUCACGCCUAAGUUCGCAGGCGCCACUGAUCUGGCAACCUUUACGGUUACAGAGACAGCUAGUCAGGUCCUCUCCAUUGUCCAUCCGGUUACUGUCACUGCGACAGCGAUUACCUCCAAUGUCAGCUUGGUUGAAUCGGUUGUCAACUCAUCUGUUACCGCGACUCUCAGUUCAACUGUCUCUACCGGUUUGACCUCUAACGCGACAGUGACUGUUGGUACUACCACUUCCACUACAGCACAAGCUUCAGUUGCAAUUUCUACCGGAACCACCACUGUGACUCGUACCCAGUCCCUGACUUCCACUAUUGUUCUGGCUUCAAAUUCCUCAACUGCGGCUUCUGCCAAUUUGUCAACUGCGACUUUUGCCAAUGCCUCAGUUUCAGAUCACCCUACUGGUUCAGUCCUCCCACUUGCAUCAUUAGCUCCAUAUCACAAUGUGACCGCCACAGUCACUGUGACUGCGAACUGCACUGACAAGAAUGGUACUGCUGCUGGUCAUACAGUGACCUUGACAUCUUAUGUCAGUGGUGGUCUGGUCUCACAUACGAGCUUGACUUCUGUGUCUUCGGUCUCUGGUCACAAUGUGUCAACUAUGUUUGACCAUACCACCUUGCCAGCUGUUGGCAGCAUUCGUCCACUCAAUGCGACUACUGCGACACAAGUGUUGACUGUGACUGUGAGCCCAGUGCCAGUCAUGACAUCUACUUCAGUCUCUGGUUCUGUCUCUACGUCCAGCACAGUUGAAACUCGUACUGUCUUGACUAGCAGUACUUCAACCAUGACUGCCAUCACCACCAUGACUGCUACGCAUGCAGCAUUGACUGGCAUGUCAACUCUGACAUCGCCUCUGAUGGUGACCUCUGCGGCCUUGCCCUCUUCGAUGCUUUCUCUGGUCUCAUCAUCCAUUGAAUCUGUGUCCACAUCAGCUGUUACUGCUACGACCGUGGUGACUAGCAGCAUUACGAGCACCAAGACUGUGACCUCUUUGGCCAGCACCUCGAAUGCUGUUCCCCCACCACCUUCUAUGUCAACUGGUGCAGAUGUGACCGUCACUCUCACCCUUACGAGCCUUGUUACAGUGGUCCCUCAGUCUCUUGUGACCUUAACUAGCACUAUCGCGUCUUUUGUCACAUCAUCAAGCAUUGUCUCACCUUCUUUCGCGACAUCUACUCAGGAGGACACCUCGACUACUGUCACUAAAACUCUGACUGUCGUGGCAUCCACCCCUGUCACAACCAAGACUUUAACUGUUGUUGCAAACGCCACCACCACUGCGGUCAACUCUACUCAGUCCUUGUCUACGAUUACAGCGCUUACCACUGUCACUGAAUCCCAGUCCAUCUCUGUCAUUGGCGAGAACCAGACGGUCACUGUCACUGAGGCUGCUACCACCAUUGUCUUUACGACUUUGAGCACUGCUUUGACUGUGUCUGGAAAUGCAUCUUCUGCAGCUUUCGGAACUGGCAAUCGUACUGCUAUGGGUGGUCCUACAGGGUCUGCUUUUAGCACUGGUUUUCCGACUGUUGUCCAGGAUGGCAGCAUGAGCUCGCGUGUUAUGCCUGGCCCUGUUCCUGAGUCUGCCUCACCAUCAGUCUUUCCACCCAUUACUCCAGCCACAGGUGGUUCCAACCGCGCCAUGACACCCAAUAGUGUCUUUAAGGUUCUCAGCCGUUUUGCCGCGUUGGUUCAGGGUAUCAAGUUUGUGCAGUCUGCCAAUAUCGCGAGCAAUAGCAGUGGUAUUGUUAUUAUCCACGGCAAUGGUACUUCCAGCACCUCAACAUGUACCGACAUCACCACUUCUGCUAUUCGCGGUACUAUUGAGAGCAUGGCGCCUGCGAUUACUUCCACCGUGCCUGGUGCUGGACCUGGUGCACCCACUACUACCAUUCAUCCGGUUGAAGGUGAUGGUCAUGGCCAACCGCUGUCCCUAGGCACCGUUGUUAUUGUUGGCACUCUAGCUCCGGCUCAGACUACUUCUUCUCUCAACUCAACCUUCACUCUUCCCUCUACUUCUUCUUUGGUCACCAACAACAACAACCAUUCAACCACCACUGUUACAGCGGUUGUUACUGCAAAGACCACUGUUCCAGUUCUUCUCAAUACCACUGUUCCUUCGAUUUCAUCCUCCGGCACCGCCGCAGUUUCGAACUCCUCGUCCCUCUCAUCUCUGACCACCUCUGCUCAAGAUGGACCCUCUUCGAGUUCGCAUUCUAGUGGAUCUGAUCGCGUCAGCACUGAUCUUCCUAGCAGUGUCGCGCGCUCUAGCCUCUCUUCCAUGGGUACGAAUUCCAGCCCAGUUUCUACUGUUGAUUCACCUGUUCCUUCUAUGCAUCGAACUCUCAAUGGAUCCACAGAUGCUGCGUCUAGCACAAUGGCGAUGGGACCGAGCUCGAGCUCGUCGUCGCAAUCAGGAGGACGAAAUGAGACGUCGGGCUUUCAACUUGGACAACUUGCGGGCGGAUUGGGAGGCUCUGGCACCUCUGGCGCAGGCGCAGGCACCCAACAACAACCUACGCCGACUGUGACUACUCCCUCAAGCGGUCCAGAUCCAUUCAACUUUUCCACGAUGAUCACUCACUCGAACUCGGCUUCUUUUUCUCUUCAGAUUCAGACAAUCUUUAUCAACUCCAGCUUGUCGGUUCUGACGUCCACUCUCACUCUUUCGCCGUCUAUUAGCAGCACCUCUGUGACUGCGCCCUCUGCGACCGUCCCCUCUACGGUUAUUUCUCCUUCGGUUUCUUCUUCUUCAAGCGAACCCCUUCCAACUCUGCCCUCCAGCAUGAGCACGAUCGUCGAGUCGACUUCAACUCCUCACUCUCAUUCAAUGACCUCCACCGUCAUGAUCACCUCCACGAGCACUACUUACACUAGUGGACAAGCUCCUGUGGCGACGAUUACCUCAAGCACCAAUGAGACACCCUCGGCCUACGCUACUCGUCUGGCCAAAUCGUCAAUCAUGUGGAUGGCCAUUGUUGCCGCUGGAGUCUGGAUCGGGUUGUGAUUUCGGAUCUCUGAUCUGUGUCUGGUCUUUGCUGGUUUCUUGCAAACACACUUUCAACUUCUACCUGCACUUUUUACUGCAUUGAAUUUGCAUUGCAUUGCCACCAAACAACCUUCCACCUCACGGCAUACCUCACUUGACUUUCACCUUGUGUCUGUUGUGUGUGGAUGGGUGGACGAACAACUAUCGGCAAUGGCACUCACUACUGCAGUCUACUUACUGGUCUUCUGUGUGUUUCGAUGCAAGGCGGCAGAAAACAGAACAGAAGAGGGACGGAUCCAGCAUCGAUCCUGCAUAUGGCUUGCUUGUUCUUGCCUUUUUUCAUAUGUCUUGUUCUGCUUUCAACUUUUCGGCCAUCCUCUGUCGGAGCCCCUGCGGGAGGGUAAACCGAUAUGAUUCGCCUUGUUUUGCUUUUUCUCAGUUAGUAUCCAGGCCAUCCUCUGUCGGAGCCCCUUCGGGUGGGUAACCGGUAUGAUGGUCUUGCAAAUGUGGCUUGUUCUGCUUUUCUCAGUUAGUACUCAGACCAUCCUCUGUCGGAGCCCCUCCGGGUGGGUAACCGAUAAGAUGGUCUUGCAAAUAGUCUUCCGAGACAGAAAAUUCAUUAUGGUUUGUCCAUAAAAGUAGUUCCGCU
Exophiala dermatitidis NIH/UT8656 is the source of this 4557-nucleotide messenger RNA. RefSeq lists its product as uncharacterized. Bases 876 to 3926 code for a protein of 1016 amino acids. Lineage: Eukaryota; Fungi; Ascomycota; Eurotiomycetes; Chaetothyriales; Herpotrichiellaceae. The record is from RefSeq and is a predicted model, not a curated record. The transcript has 5 exons.